GUCUGGUUUCUCGAUACAACUGUUGGUGCGUUAUCCUCAUUGACGAUCGUAUGCAUUCGGUGAAAUUUGGGAUCCAGCUGGAAUGUUCUGCGUCCGCAUCCGGUGUAGAAUUGCUACUCCUUCUGUUGCGCGUUCAACUAUCCCGUUUGCAGCUAGACUGCGCUGUAAUCUUUUACCUCUCCAUUUACUUACGUCGGCGUAUAUAUGCACAACUGCAGAAUGCCAUUUGCUGCUUUUGCGUCUCCAGAUGAUUUCCCGUUAUAAAAACUUUUGCAGAUUCAUCUUUUUUUAUAAUGGCUAAAUAACAGCUAAUUAUCGAAACUGGUGUUAUGCUAUACGGAAAUAUUUAUACCUGACAUUGCCUGCGAAUGAUUAUCUCCUGCGCGUUUAAAAGAAAAAUUAUGGAAGUUGAAGAAUAUUUGCAAUCUCGCGAUCUGAUAAUUAUUUUGACAACCGUACGACAUCGCUGUCGGUCAGUUAAUCCAGAAAAAUUAUCAUACCUUGUCAGCUAAAUGAUAUCACUCAAAAAAUAAUCGAAGAAGAAAUUCGGAUUAUAUUUUUAUGGCUUUGAUUGUCUUCGGCAUUUCCCGAACCAAAACCAAAUUUAAGCCUGAUGGUUAAGGAAAAACUGAACACCGUUCCGGCGUUGUACCAAAUGCGGUUAUUCUGCAAGGUACAUCCAUGUACUUCAUGGCGCUGGGAGGUAACGAAUGGUUUACUACAUUAGAUAAAAGGCCUGCGGACCGUUCUCAAGGCGACAUCGCGCAAAUCCUGAUACAACUCCAGCAGGAAGCACAUCCAUUGCAGCGCCUACAUCCUCGCCUCCUGCAGUAUUUAAGCCAGUAUGGAAUAUACGAAGCCGUGGAGAAGAACAUUACAUUAUUUAGACAAGGAGAAUACACCAAAAAUUGGUACGCGGUAUUAGAAGGCCGUUUGCGUGUAAUCAAAGGUGGCCAGAAUUAUGUUGUUGGAAGAGGAUCUGUUUUUGAAGAGAUUACGGGAUACGACAACAUACGCAAAUUAACUGUCGUUACCAAAGACUUUUGUCAGCUGAUUCGCUUAGAAAGCAAACACAUGAAAAUGUUUUGCAAGAGCCAUCCAUACCAGCUCAAAGAUGUCGUUGAGACAACUGGGCUGGAUCUGGACCAAAUUGAACGUCCGUCCGAUACCGAAGAGAUACUGGCACCACCGCGCAUUACCGUUGAUCAUCUUGACCGGAACAAUCAGGAUGCCAUUGGUGACAAUCAGGACAAUGCCGGAAACGAAAAUCACGAAGAUGGAGUAGAUACUGGCCUUCUGGAUGAGGAGCCGGUCAAGCCUCGUUGGCCCCCUCUAACGGAAGCGCAGUCUGCUUUGCUGUUGACAUCCUUGAUGGAUUCCUAUCCCGACUAUGUCAGCCAAAAACUUGGGAGGAAGCAUUGUGUCACAGCGGAACAUCUGAUGCAUUACAUAGCGGAAGUAACCCAAAGCCAGUCAACAAAAGAAACCUUAGGGAUCUGCCAAGUAUUGCUGGAAGAUGGUGUGAUCAAGCCACUGGAUCGAAAGACAGAGUUUGCUGAUUUUCAAACAGAAGCAAAUUUUGUUUAUUUCUUCGACAAAGUUUCGCCUCUGGAUGAAAUCGAUGAAGAUGAGUUGCAGUCGUUGUUGGAUGAUCUGAUUCGUCGUGGCAAUGAUGCUUUAUUCCGUAUGAUGUUGAGGCGACAGCCUGGUAGCCGGUCGGAACAAGAGCUCGGGUUUAUCUUUAAUGAGUUGGUUCAUAUAAAAGCCCUGGCACAAACAUCCACAUCGAUUAAGCGAGAAUUAGCCAAAGUUGUUCUUCUGGAGUCGCAUUCUUCAGCUGGCACUGUGUUGUUCAAUCAGGGAGACGAAGGAACGUCGUGGUAUAUUAUCCUUAAAGGAUCUGUCAAUGUGGUCAUUUACGGGAAGGGGGUUGUCUGCACACUACAUGAGGGCGACGAUUUCGGGAAACUGGCGCUGAUUAAUGAUGCUCCACGGGCCGCAUCGAUUAUUCUCAGGGAGCCCUGCCAUUUUUUGCGCGUCGAUAAGGAGGAUUUUAAUCGCAUUCUAAGAGAUGUGGAAGCGAACACUGUCCGGCUGAAAGAGCACGGCAAGGACGUACUGAUCCUGGAAAAAAUACCGUCCAAAAGCAAGAAAGAAAAAUCCGUCCGCUAUUCGGUAAUGGCCGGUACGGCUGAGCAAACCCUGGAGUACAUGCUGGAUACGCGCACCUUCGAAAACGAAACAGAAGAGGAGCACGUGCCGGGAAGGGAUGACUUGUUAGAAGAUUAUUUAUUGACGCAUACAAUGUUCAUCAGUGUCGAAGAUUUAUGUGCGUGUCUUCUGCGCUACUACAACAGCCGACCACGUCAAACGAAUUCAAGCGAUGCAAGCGCUGUGAAAAACCGCAUGAGUCUCAACAAGCGUCAAGUUAUACAGUUCGUCAAUUUCUGGAAUCAGGUUGACCGCGAAGUGAUGUUCCAGUCAGUGACAGUUAGAGAUUUCUUAAAGACCCUGUGCGAAGCGGUUGAUAAAGAUAGCCACCAAUACAAUCUCGACAAAGCGUGGAAUGUUAUGGAAGAUAUUUUGGAUAACUGCACUAAAUAUGUAGAAGGGCUCAAUCAGAAUAGUAAGCUCAACAUAUCCUCGGAUGGCACCAAGUCGUCCGAAGAUAAUCUCCGUCCAAUCCGUCCAUCCGAUGAAAGUGUCAUCAAAGUGUACAAUGCUGACGCCACGUACAGCACCGUCCGCGUAUCCGCCGACAUGCGCGCUUCUGUGGUCCUGAAAGCUGCUGCCAAGAAAUUACAGAUUGAGGGCAAUGUCGUUCUCGUCGAAAUGAAGUCCAACGGAGAGUAUAGCCUGUUUAAAGAUGAAGAAAUGAGUGUGGAAACUAAACUGAGUGUUAACGGACGAUUAUUUUGUGUCCCCAAAGAAAGUUUGGCUCAAUUGAAUCCCUUGCCCGAACAACAAGGUCCCAAUGAACCAACCGGAAAGCUGCUUGAAACUGUGACCUCGAAAGAAUUAGCCUACCAUUGUACUCUGUACGAUUGGCAGCUGUUUAGGAAUAUCCAUGAAACGGAACUGAUCAAUCACAUUCUGGGCCGAUCAACCGGUAUUACGAGCAAUCUGGACCGGCUGCUGGUACGCUUCAACCAGAUCCAGUUCUGGGUAUCCAGCGAAAUGUGCUUAACGUCCAGCCAAAGCAAGCGCGUUCAUCUGCUUAAAAAGUUUAUCAAAGCAGCGGCACAUUGCAAGGAGUAUUUCAAUUUGUUCGCGUUCAGUGCCAUAGUCAUGGGUUUGACAAACACAGCGGUGUCGAGGCUGAAAGGCACUUGGGAGAAGUUGCCAUCCAAAUUUGCAAAAAUCUUCAAAGAUUUCGAAGAAAUCAUCGAUCCAAGUCGCAAUCAUCGGGCUAGCCGAAUGCUUUUGAGUAACUGCCUUGAUGAACGACGUAAAAAUACUACUACUGAUCCUGCUCCGGUCAUCCCCUUCAUGCCUCUGAUUAUGAAAGAUCUCACAUUUACACACGAAGGAAACAAAACCCUACUUGAUGAUCUCGUUAACUUUGAAAAAAUGCAUAUGAUUGCUGAAUGUUUGCGGCAAAUACGGAAUUGCAUGACUGGAGAAAUGGAGAUUGUUUUACCGUCGUCAGAGAAGCCGGUUACUGAAUUUAAUGUGCAAAAUUACAUCAGAAACCUCAAAGUUAUCGACAACCAAAGACGCCUCAUGCAGCUUUCGUACAAAAGGGAACAAAAGAAGUAUUAGAAAUAUCUUUAAAAUAAGCGGCUUUGUAGCAAAUGCCUUCCUGUGAGUGGAAAUUGUCGUUUUUCUUUAUAUUUUGGAUAAUUUUGGACUGGAAACACUUCAACAUUUUAAAUUUGUAUUUUUUGAUUGUCUUUUUGUUCACUCAUGCCGUCCAAUGACGUUUUCUCUCUGAGUUUUCGAUCCCAGUGUGCAUUUCGGGCUAAUUUAAAGCAAAGACUGAAUGGCUUAAUUUUCUAUAUGGACAAAUAGGUACAUCGUAAUUCGUACAAUUUUUAC
Molecule: messenger RNA, 4038 nt
Organism: Paramacrobiotus metropolitanus
Lineage: Eukaryota; Metazoa; Tardigrada; Eutardigrada; Parachela; Macrobiotidae
Product: rap guanine nucleotide exchange factor 4-like
Exons: 27
Coding region: 682-3762 (1026 amino acids)
Biological process (GO): positive regulation of GTPase activity; Ras protein signal transduction
Cellular component (GO): plasma membrane
Molecular function (GO): guanyl-nucleotide exchange factor activity
Source: RefSeq, a predicted model, not a curated record